Molecule: messenger RNA, 3967 nt
Organism: Eurytemora carolleeae
Lineage: Eukaryota; Metazoa; Arthropoda; Copepoda; Calanoida; Temoridae
Exons: 15
Coding region: 338-2491 (717 amino acids)
Source: RefSeq, a predicted model, not a curated record
GGUCCAGGGCCUAAAAAUGGACAGUGGUUUCAAAGAAAAUUGAAAGUGACCGAUACAGAUCUGCAUAAAAACCGAGAAAGUGAUUUUUUAUAAUCAGAAGUUUUCUGGUUCUAAAUUUGGAAGUUUUAAAAUUGAAAGUGACCGCGUUUAACGACAUCGACGUCAAAUUUUGACAUUCCUGCCGCUAUGAUAAAGAUGAUAACCUCGAAACCAGUUUCUAAUGUAAAAUCUGGAUUUUUCAACCUAGUGAGACAACAUCUAAAAAUACACAAGAACCCAAGCUACUAAAUCUACCAAUUCGAUUAAAAUAAAAAUACAAGAAAAUCAUAAAUACAGGAUGAAGUUUGAAGGAGGAGGAUUAAGUUUAGUUUUGAAAUUCUGUUUAGUUCUAGGAUCAGAUCAUAAUCAUAAUCGGUGGAAACGAGAAGGAGAAGAGUAUGUGUUUCCUGUACCGAAAAUAGAAAAUGUAUAUCAGGCGUGGAAGCCGAUAGAUUACGGGCAUCCCCUGGUGGACCCAACAAUGCACUAUAUACCACCAGAACUAGAAACAGUUCACAUAGGUCCACAGGAACCAGAACAAUUCGACCCGUUUGGAGAGGGUGCAGUUACAGAUCAAUUUCUAAAAGCCAAGAUAUAUCUAUCUCCAGAAACCGGCAGAUCCAACGAGGACGGGAUCCAUAAUCCUGAUCGUGUUCAUGUUUACAAGGCGCAUAGUUCACAUCGUGUUGUCAAAGCUGAACCAGGAAACAUCAUCCCAGAUCACACCAAGGCAUCACCGCGCAUAGACAUCGAGGAUUACCGAGAAGCGAGUGCGCCGCAACCUCUUAAAUCCGGAAUAUACUACGUGGACGACCCUUUUGAAGAGUUCAGACCAAAGAAAAGACGACGGGACCCGACAGCUGACAGAUUCAGAUUUCCCGGAGACAAAGGAUUCGGUAGAAGGGUAGAUAUAGAGAGAGAGGAGAAAAGGAACAAUGAUAAUUCUGAAGGAAUGUAUAUACCUGUAUCUCUUCUAUCCACUCCGCCAACUAUAGAAACCACAGAUAGGUCCUACGGAGAUAUCGUUAACGAGGACUUUUAUCAGUUCGAGUUGAAGAAUAAAAAUCCACAGGUUUAUCCUGUCGGCCCUGAACUCCCUCCAGUCCCUGCUCAGGGUUCUGUGUUCCCCCUGGGAAACCCCUACGGUGUCCCUAACUACCGAAGGACCCCUAACCGAGGUCUUCAGGGAGUGUUUGGCCCUAGGAUCCCUGAGGUCUCUGACCAUCCUCCUAGGCUAGAUACUAGACAGGGUGAACCUAACGUGUGGAACCCUCAACCUGCAUCAUAUGUUGUCAAGGAUAGAGAAUUCUCUGGACAGCCGACAAUUAACAGACAGAGUGGUGUAAGGUCCGGCUACCCUCAGGAUGAAGGCGGGAACCUUGAAGCCCGCCCCCCGGCAAUCAAUCCACAAUAUCAUCGGAGAGAGUUUCAGGAAAAUAGAGAGACACCGUUUACCUCCUCAGGGGCCUCUGAUGUUCCUCAGGAAGAUGUUCAGGGACCCCAAGAUAUUGGAUAUCAGCUGAUCUACUCACAGUCUAGAGGAUUAGAAAAAUCUGAAUCCGGAUGCCCCCAUGGACUACCAAGCUUUCUCCGGAGCAUUUGCAACCCGUCCUCCCAGCAGAAGCAGCGCAUGGAUCGAAGUUCCUUCUCUGAGCACGUUGAUCCAAACAUGCAGAAUAUUCUGAUGAAAGAAAUGGCGCCAAAUCCAAUGUUUCAUCACGCCAUUUCGCGACGAUUGCAAAAUUUGGCGCCAGAUCAAAUUGCAAGAUUCUCGAAUCUUCCGCUAGAUAGUGCUGAUGAUGGGGCAAGUGGGCCAGCACCCACACAUUAUAAUUUUGUGCAAGAUACACAGUAUUUCACUGAGUCUGAGGAUGAAAAUGUUCCUGACGAGUCCUCUCUCGUUCCAACCCUAGCUCGGAGUAUUGAUGUUCCUGAUCUCAAGGAACGGAGUAUCGAUGUUCCUGGUCUUGAGGAAGAAACCAACUCGUUCCCUGAAAAUGUUUUAACUGCAGACUCACAGGUUCCUUUUGAUUUUGUUGAAUCUACACCCGCUAGAUCCGGUGAAAUCCAAUAUUCUGUGGCGGGCGGAAAUGUGGCAGUGUACAAACCGGAAAUAACAACUGCCACCACAACCACAACUACAACAUCUACAACUCCUAGACCCAGCACUACCACUGAAAAACCCGCAAUUCCAUUUCAAUAUCAAACGCCAAUUCCUGGCUACGAUCCACCUAAACCCCGACAAAGACGACCUCUUGUGUAUGCUAAACGUCAACAAGGAGGACAGCCUAGUAUCUCUCAACCCUUUGAAUAUAUUUCCAAACUGUCCAGUAUAUUAAGUGAUCGGGUUUUUAAUGUUGGAUCCACAAGGCCACCUCAAGGUGUUUCAUCCCCUCACCGACAACAACUCAAACGACAACGUGUUCAACAACGAAAUUUUCCGUUCUUCUAGAUCGGAAAAAAAUUCAGGAAUUUCCUCGCAAAACAAUAAAAUAAAUCAGCUAACAUGCUGAUACGAAGUCUGGGCAUUGGCGCUGCAUACAUAGUAACCUAGAACCUAGUCGAUAUUUUUCAAGUUAACACUAACAGACACUCAAGUGACGUUUUUGGAAACCUCCAUUUUGUUUAACAGAACCUUCAUUUUGUUUUUUAGAUCCUCCAUUUUGUUUUUAAGAACUUCCAAUUGGUUUAAAAAACCUCCAUUUUGUUUAUUGAAAUCCUCCAUUAAAUUUUCACGACUACUUUACAGACUACUUACUGGCCUAUAGUUUCCUAGUCUUGACCUACAAGUCCCUAGUCCUGACCAAGUCCUUAGUCCAGAGUCCGGACACAGAUCAAAUCAAAACAAAAAUUGUUAUCAGAUUAAUUACAAAUCUGGAUUUCAGGGUUUCUAGUCAUAAAAAUCCUCGAAAACUAACAAAACUGUCAGAUAAGACAAGAAAGAAAACAGUGAAGAUUCUACAGUUAAUGAUACAACUGAAGAGAGGAACACUAAACAAGUUAUUUUCCAUAUUUUAUGGUUUCACCAGUGUCCUUCCAAUUGACACAGAACAAUUUUAGUCUUGCAACAUAAAUGCCCUGUUAGCAAAUAUUUAAAUAGUAAAGUCAAACUAUGCAAAUAUGUUAGUUUUGUGUGUACAAUUUUCUCUUGCGUACACAAAAAAGGAUUUAUGUACUUUUGUAUUAAAUAAUUUCGUUAGAUAUGAGCAGGAGCUUUUUUUAGUUGCUGUAUAAAGAGCUUAGUUGCUUAAUCUCUAGGCUUCUACAGGGGCCUGAGAAAACCUAGAAAAAAUCGAUCGCUAAAAAAAUAUUUGUUAAUUAUUUUACGAAAAAAAACAUUAUGGAAAAUUUGAUCUUUUGUUUAGACAACACAUUUUUGUAAUUGUUUGAUAAAAAAAAACGGUUUUGUGUGAUGAAAAAUUACAAUUUUAAUACAACUUUUUUGGUUGAGUUUUCUCAGUCCUCUACUUACAUAAGUAAAGGCUUCCUUAAAUGUACAUAAAAAGUUAUCAAUAUCAACUAAAGAUUCAAAUUCAGAAAAAUUUAGCUGAAAAAGAAAUUUUCAAAAAUUUACAAAAUAUUUUAAGAUUUUAAAAUCUAUGCUCAAUCUUCAGAAAAUCAAGCUUCCACAGUACAGUGUACACUGUGUUCACUAGUGUGACAAUGAAAUGAUUAUGUAAUCUUGUACACUGUACAGUUUAUAUUAGUGUGAUUAUGUAAUCUUGUACUGUGUACACUAGUGUGACGAUGAAAUAAUGUACAGUGUAAACAAAGAGAUUAAGUGCACACUAGUGUGAUUAUGUUAUCUUGUCCACUGUACAGUGUAUAGGGUACACUAGUGUAAUUAUGUAAUCUUGUACAGUGUACACUGGUGUGAUUAUGUAAUCUUGUACAGUGUACACUGGUGUAAUUAUGUAAUCUUGUACAG